This is a messenger RNA of Lolium perenne, 695 nucleotides long. The record is from RefSeq and is a predicted model, not a curated record. Lineage: Eukaryota; Viridiplantae; Streptophyta; Magnoliopsida; Poales; Poaceae.
UCCGCCGGUUAAUAUACUCGCAGUGAAUCAAUUGCCAACUUCGAUCGUGCAGGUACGAUGGUCAGGGCGCUGAGUCUCGCUGCGGCCAAGGGUCUCGCCGCCGGUUCCGUGCACUAUGUGCCAGGCAGCGUCGUGGGUCUAGCUCUGGGCUUUGUGGCCGCAGUUGCGAUCGUGGCCAUCGCCGUGUUUGGCUGCGCUGGCCACAAGAAGAAUUCCGGCGGGAAGAAGCCUAGUCGCAGUCACGGGGCUCAGGGUAGCUCUUACUGGUCCGCUGGACCUGCGGCUGGUGUCUCCGUGGGGGACGGCGGCGCUAGCGCCGUAGGAGGAGGUGGAGGCUGUGGGGGCAGUGGAGUAGGAGGUGGAGGAGGCUGUGGGGGCGGCGGCGGAGGAGGUGGUGGAGGCUGUGGAGGUGGCGGAGGAGGAGGCGGUGGUGGAGGCUGUUAAGUAUGAGGGGGACGGAAACGGGGGACGGGAGUCGGAGGCUGGCAAAAACAGGGUACACUGUGGGUAUACAUCUCUCGAACGUUUUUUGUUCAAGGGGGACGUGAAUCCAUCAACUUGGGUACGAUAACUCCGGUACGGUACCUUGGGACGAGAAACGUGAAUCCGGUACGAUACAUGUAUGAAUCAAGUAUAUAUGGGGACGAAAGUGAUAACCACCGAUAUUUAAUUAAAGUACCGGAUUCUUAACAGAA